This is a messenger RNA of Coccomyxa subellipsoidea C-169, 2094 nucleotides long. RefSeq lists its product as hypothetical. Lineage: Eukaryota; Viridiplantae; Chlorophyta; Trebouxiophyceae; Coccomyxaceae. The record is from RefSeq and is a predicted model, not a curated record. The transcript has 14 exons. Bases 1 to 2094 code for a protein of 697 amino acids.
AUGUAUAAACGGGACUUUGCUGUGCUGAUCUUGUCAGCUUUUGCGAUUUAUUUUACGAUCCAGCAUGAGGGCGCUUUCUCCUACCGAAGAGCCUGGUAUACUCUCCAUGACCAGGCUCUGCUGGAGUCGACAGAUGUGCUGCCACCCCCAGUGGCAGCGGACCUGAACGGCGAUGGCCGAGUGGAGGUCAUCACAGCAACACACGACGCCAAGCUACAGGUAUACACACCUUAUCCUCCUUCAGGCAAGUCUCUUUGGGAGGGCUUUGCGAAAGCCGCUCUCCUUGCUGAGGUGUCCCUUGCACCGGAUGGUCCCAAUGAGGCGCUGUCCAUGCAUCGUGCUGUCGCCCUGGCCGCAGGCUACCUGGACCCUAAGAGGGAUGAGCUCGUGCUGGUGGUUGUUACGGCCAAUUGGGACGUGAUAUGCUUCGACCAUAAUCUGCGCCUGCAGUGGACAGCAAGAGUGAAGGAGGAUGUGCCGCAUGGGGCCCACAUGGCAAUUAAGGAGGUGGCAAUACACAUCUCUAAUCACACUGCCAGAGUGGGGGACAGGGGGAUUGUAGUGAUUGGAGGCAGCGUAGACCUGGGGGACCUUGCACACCAGGGGGACGAAGGUGAGUCUGACCUUAUUGACACCCGGCCCUGCCUUGGCAUGGGAGGGAAACAUCAGGGGGUGGACAUAUCGCGGCAUUUUUCCUACUAUGCAUUUGACGGGGGCUUCGGCGCGCUGCGCUGGAAGCACGAGGCGAACUUCCACCGAGACACGGAGAAGCUGAGCCAGCAGCUGUUGCCAGCGUUGGACUUCCGAAUGGACGCGGCUGCGCUGGAGGCGCGCCACUUUGGCGAGGUGGCGUGCCGGGACUUCCGGGAAUCUGUGCUUGCCGUUCUGCCCCACAGGUGGGCGCGGCGUUCGGACACGCGGCUGCAGCUGGCGCAUUUCGUGCACCACCGGCCGCACGGGGGGGACCGUAAACGGCGGCUUGCCGACCGGGGGGACCCCUCAGGGGGACCCCCCAAGCCGCGGCGGCCGGGGCGGCAGGCCGACCGCGCCGGCGUGCACCACAGCAACCCAGUAGCCAAGGCCCUGGGGAAGGUGUGCCCAGUGGCGGAGCGGGCGGUCCUGGGCGGAGGCACCGGCGGUGCGGCGGGCGCAGCGCAGCACAGCGUGCACGGCGUGGCACCCAAUGUACUAGUGGCGCAUCUGGAGGAGGGCAUAGAGGCGGUUCACCUCUACAGCGGGCGCACUCUGUGCAAGCUGCACCUGCCCUCCCCGGGGCUGCACGCGGAUCUCAACGGCGAUGGCGUGCUCGACCACGUGCAGGUAGCGGGCGGCCAUGGCUCGCCGGACGGCGGCUCGCCGGGCCACCGGCACACGCCGGGCUGCUGGGCUGUUGCGAAGUCCGGCAUCCCUCCCCGGGAGCCGCUAUUCAACGCCACGAUAUGCCGUUUCCCGGGGCAGUGGGGCGCCGAGUCCUCUGCGCGCGCCUUCAGUUUCGGCACCGACGGCGGUGUCGUGCCUCUGGAGGUGGCGCCGCCUGCUUUCCUACCGGUUCCGGGGCCGCGGGGCCUGUACCAGCAGGGGCACGGUCUCGCGGCGUUCCUCAACAGCCGCGGUGAGGUCACCGCCUACAACGCGCACGGCGAGCGCCUCUGGCAGCACGCGAUGGGUCUGGCGUGGUCCAACAGAAGGCCGGGGGGCCUCGGAGGAGGCAACGCCGCGCGACGCGUGGCUCCCACAUUAGAAGCUCUUCCGCUCCGUGCAGGGGCGAUCCCUGCCGCGAUUCUGGCUUCUGGAUCGUGGUCUGCUGUUGUGCUGUCAGAGCACGGCAACCGCCUAGAGACCCUGCAGUUCCCGGCGCUGCCCGCGCUGCCAUUGCAGAUACUGGACUUCAACGGCGAUGGGCUGAACGACAUAGUCCUAGUGUCACACGAUGGCCUCUAUGGCUGGGCACAGGUGCGGCAUCCUGGGGGAGUUCCCUUUGCGGUGCUUAUCGCCUGCCUCAUAGUGGCGAUGGCAGUGGUGUACUUCACGCAGCAGGCAGGACCAGAGCGGGGGAGGACCAAAAAGGGGCGCUCCACAGACCGAGUGGACUGA